GGGCGGAGCCAAGGUUGGCUCCAGCCGGGGAGGAGCCGGGAUGCCGCUCCCGCGGUGAUGCAGAGGGGAAUUUGCUGACAGUCCCUUGCCAGGUGGGGCUGGUUUCACCAGGCCCGCGAGGAGGACCGGCUGGCUGUCUCCUCCCAGAACCUUGGAGGAGCCAACUUCAUGGUCAGGAGCUGAGCAGGGACAAGGCUGGGCCACUCGGAAGCACCUGAGGACUGAUCAAGAGGAGGGAGGGCCGUGACCACCCAUCUGCCUGAGCCACACCUCACCUGCUGGUCCAGGGGCCCCGUAGCUGAGCCGAGACCCCAGGCCUGACUCGGCCCCGCCCUGGAGGACUGACUCAGGGAGCUCCCAGGAUGGCCGUCCCGCCGCGCAGCCUGAGCGUGAUGGAAGAGACUCGGAACAUGACAACGAACGAAUGCUUCCAAUCCCAGAACACCGUCCUGCAGGGGCAGCCCUUUGGGGGCAUCCCCACCGUGCUAUUCAUCAACAUCUUCUUGUGGGUGGUCAUCAUUUUGGUUUACUCCUUCCUCCGGAAAGCUGCGUGGGACUACGGGCGCCUGGCUCUGCUGAUACACAAUGACAGCUUGACCUCACUGAUCUAUGGGGAGCAGAGUGAGAAGACAUCUCCCUCGGAUAUUUCUCUGGAGAUGGAGCACAAGGACAAGGGCUUCUAUUCCUGGUUCUUCAACACAGUCACCAUGAAGAACGAGGAUCUGAUCAGCAAGUGUGGAGAUGAUGCCCGCAUCUACAUCAUGUUCCAGUAUCACCUCAUCAUCUUUGUGCUCAUCCUCUGCAUCCCCUCCUUGGGUAUCAUCUUGCCUGUCAACUACACCGGAACCGUUCUGGAUUGGAAUAGCCACUUUGGUCGGACCACCAUCGUCAAUGUCUCCAUAGAGAGUAAGGUCCUGUGGCUGCAUAGCUGCUUCUCCUUCCUCUACUUCCUCAUCAACCUCGUCUUUAUGGCUCAUCACUGUUUAGGGUUUGUGCCCAAGAAGAGCUACAAGGUCACAAGGACACUAAUGAUCACCUAUGUCCCCACGGACAUCCAAGACCCAGAAAUCAUCAUUAAGCAUUUUCAUGAGGCUUAUCCGGGGUGCGUGGUGACCAGAGUCCACUUCUGCUAUGACGUCAGGAUGCUGAUCGAGCUGGAUGAUCAGAGGCGCCACGCGAUGCGGGGCCGGCUCUACUACACUGCCAAGGCCAAGAAGAGCGGGAAGGUGAUGAUCAAGACCCACCCCUGCUCCCGCCUGUGCUUCUGCAAGUGCUGGACCUGCUUCAAGGAGGUAGAUGCAGAGCAAUAUUACAGUGAGCUGGAGGAGCAGCUGACUGACGAGUUCAACGCUGAGCUCAACCGCGUUCGGCUGAAGCGUCUGGACCUGAUCUUUGUCACCUUCCAGGACGCCAGGAUGACGAAGCACAUCCGGGAAGAUUAUAAAUACAUCCAGUGCGGCGUGCACCCCCAGCAGUCUUCCGUGAGCACCAUCGUCAAAUCCUACUGCUGGAGGGUCGCCCUGGCCCCACACCCUCAAGACAUCAUUUGGAAACACCUGUCUGUCCGCCGCUUCCAUUGGUGGGCCCGCUUUAUCGCAAUCAACACCUUCCUCUUCUUCUUCUUCUUCUUCCUCACCACGCCCGCCAUCAUCAUCAACACCAUCGACAUGUACAACGUCACCCGCCCCAUUGAGAAGCUGCAGAACCCAGUCAUAACCCAGUUCUUCCCCUCCCUGAUGCUGUGGGCAUUUACAGUGAUCAUGCCUCUGAUUGUCUACCUCUCCGCCUUCUUAGAGGCCCACUGGACCAGAUCAAGCCAGAAUCUGAUCAUCGUGAACAAGUGUUACAUCUUUCUGGUGUUCAUGGUGAUUAUUCUGCCCUCAAUGGGACUGACCAGUUUGGAUGUCUUUUUCCGGUGGCUCUUUGACAUCUACUACUUGGAGCAGGCGUCCAUCAGGUUUCAGUGCGUGUUCCUGCCGGACAACGGCGCCUUCUUCGUCAACUAUGUGAUCACGGCGGCUUUGCUGGGCACGGGCAUGGAGCUGUUGCGCCUGGGGUCCCUCUUCCUGUACAGCACCCGCCUCUUCUUCUCCAGGUCGGAGCCAGAGAGAGUCCACAUCAGAAAGAGCCAGGCCAUGGACUUCCAAUAUGGGCGUGAGUAUGCGUGGAUGAUGAAUGUCUUCAGCGUGGUGGUGGCAUACAGCAUCACCUGCCCUAUCAUCGUCCCUUUCGGGCUACUCUACCUGUGCAUGAAGCACAUCACGGACCGCUACAACAUGUACUACUCCUACGCGCCCACCAAGCUCAACGAGCAGAUCCACAUGGCCGCGGUCUACCAGGCCAUUUUCGCACCGCUCCUGGGUCUGUUCUGGAUGCUCUUCUUCUCCAUCCUGCGAUUAGGUACGCUCCACACCAUCACCUUCUUCUCCCUUUCCACGCUCAUCAUUUCCAUGGUCAUCGCCUUCGUUAGCACUCUUCUGGGGAAGCUCCAGGGGGUAUCUGACUAUGAGCCCGAGGAGGAGAUGGAGACGGUGUUUGACAUGGAGCCCAGCAGCACCUCCUCCACGCCCACCUCCCUUAUGUACGUGGCCACUGUGCUGCAGGAGCCGGAGAUGAACCUGUCCCCCGCCUCCUCCCCCGCUCGGCACACCUACGGCACCAUGAACAGACAGCCGGAGGAGGGAGAAGAGGAGAAUGGCGUGAGGGCCUUUGCACAGGAGCUGGGCUCCGCCCAGUUCCAGGAAGGGCUGGAACUGGACGGCCAGAGCCAGUACCACUGACCAGGACCCGAGGCCUCCACCUGGCGACUCCACGGGACCGGCGGCCAGGGGAGGGCCCAGCAGGGGGAGGCGGGAGGGCCAUCCGGACCUCCCCACGGCCUCCUGCAGACUUUGGGAAGGCCCCAACGGAGACAUCUGCGCCCGGCUGUUGGCCACACGGAGGCCCCGCCCUGCUGACCAGUUCGAGUGGGAGGUGCUGGGCAGCGCAGAGGGACCCGGGAUGGGAGAGUGCUCCUGAGGCUGCAGGCGGGCACCACAUCUCGGGAAAGGUAGCUGAAGCCCUGGGCACAGAGACUGCAGGCGGAGGGACCUUCGGGUCAGAGUGGAGAUGUGCGUAAAGGAGGGGGCGGAAAGACGCCCACUGAAGACUCUCCAGGGUCUCUGCCACCCUUUUACCAGCUGCCCUGCCAAGGAGCUUCCACGGCUCCCCCGACCCCGGCCCCCAGCCCGACUCUGAUCCCGCCCCUGUGGUCUGAGGAAGCACAGGUGUGUGUGCUGGGCCUGAUCAAGCACAUCCCCUGCGAAGGGAUCACCCGGAGCAAGGGGCAGCUGAGACCCUUCCUAGUCCUCUUGCCCCUCGGCGGACAUCCCCGGGAGCAGCAGGGUAGAGACCUUCUCCUUCCUAUUCUUGCGAGGGCAGCUGGGACAUGAUCCCUCGGGGCUCAUUAAACGGGACCUGUGUGCAUUUUGA
This is a messenger RNA of Mirounga angustirostris (Northern elephant seal), 3471 nucleotides long. RefSeq names its product transmembrane protein 63C (gene TMEM63C). Lineage: Eukaryota; Metazoa; Chordata; Mammalia; Carnivora; Phocidae. The record is from RefSeq and is a predicted model, not a curated record. Gene Ontology annotation, molecular function: calcium-activated cation channel activity. The transcript has 25 exons. Bases 363 to 2780 code for a protein of 805 amino acids. Gene Ontology annotation, cellular component: plasma membrane.